Molecule: messenger RNA, 366 nt
Organism: Ilex paraguariensis (yerba mate)
Lineage: Eukaryota; Viridiplantae; Streptophyta; Magnoliopsida; Aquifoliales; Aquifoliaceae
Source: the annotation of a GenBank genome assembly
AUGGUGGAAGAUAUGAUUGGUGGUACACACAAAGCGUUAAUUUCUAUCGCUUUAUCUUUGAGGGAGGAAGUUCGCAUGUUGCAGAAGGAUAUCUCUUCUGGUAGCUCUUCUGUUGGUGGAUUUCUUGUCCUAAUAAAGGGGAAGGAGGGGAAGGUGAAGAGAAAGACCGACGAUGACGAGGUUAAGCAGAAGAACGGGAAUGAGGUGGUUGUGGAUGAUUAUGAGGUUCCAAAUGAAGUUGAGAAUAGUGGUAGCAGUCUGUUCGCGGUGGCGUUAGAAAUGGCCCGUCGAUCUUGUCACAACGAAGGUGAAAAAGUUGAUAUGCUAGGUGGGUUUGGGCGAUUGCUGGUGGAGGUGAGGUGCUGA